AUGUCUUCUAAACUGGUUCCCUCCAACCCGAGCGAGGUGGCCGUCAUUCGGAACAUCACACCAGAUAUCGUGACAGUCUCUGUGCCAUUCGCACGGAUGGGGAUAUUACGUAUUGGUGGGCGCGGUACUAUAAUACGCCUUACCUCCGGCACCCUAGCUGUCUACUCCCCUGUAGCUCUGACCCCCGAGACGAAAGCCAAAGUCGCCGAGCUCGGCGGCCGUGUCGGGUAUAUCAUCGCGGGGGACAUGGAACAUCACAUAUUCCUAUCAGAGUGGAUACGCGCGUAUCCCGACGCCAAGCUCCUCGGGCCCAAGGGCCUACAGGAGAAGCGCGAGAAAGUAAAAGACGACCCGCGCAUCGGGCACGAACCUUUUGCGUUCGAGUGGGAUGCUUCGAACCAGCGCGACGCAGCGGGCGUCAGCGACGAGUUCGCCGCCGACUUCGAGGUCGAGUUCGUAGGCGCGCACCCGAACAAGGAGGUCGUGCUGUUCUACAAGCCCGACCGCGCGCUGAUCCAGGCCGACCUGCUAUUCAAUCUUCCCGCUAUCGAGCAGUACUCGAAGGUGCCCGAGGCGGAGAAGAGCUCGCACGGGCUGCUGAACCGCAUUUUCGUGUCGCUGAACAGCACCGCCGGCGAGGCGAAGGGCUUGAAGCGGUUCCUGUGGUACGGACUUAGCAACGCGGGGGGAGGCCGCGCGAACUUCAACGAGAGCGUGCAAAGGAUCGCCGCGUGGGAACCCGAGAUCAUUGUGCCGUGUCACGGGGAGACCGUGGAGAAGAAUGGCGGGGAGCUGUUCAGGAAGGCCUUCGAGUGGCAUCUGCAAGGUCACAAGUGA
This is a messenger RNA of Daldinia caldariorum, 837 nucleotides long. RefSeq lists its product as uncharacterized. NCBI's taxonomy places the organism in Eukaryota, Fungi, Ascomycota, Sordariomycetes, Xylariales, Hypoxylaceae. The record is from RefSeq and is a predicted model, not a curated record. The transcript has 2 exons. Bases 1 to 837 code for a protein of 278 amino acids.